Messenger RNA from Zonotrichia albicollis (white-throated sparrow), 4035 nucleotides. The record is from RefSeq and is a predicted model, not a curated record. Lineage: Eukaryota; Metazoa; Chordata; Aves; Passeriformes; Passerellidae.
AGAGUUAUGUCAUGCCCAGACCACCGCAGGGCUCCAUGAGGAUUUAUGGAAGAUGCUCCGUGUCUUGGCGCCUCUGGUGCUCCUUCUGCUGUGGCUGAUGAGGAUCUGGGCCAGCCCCCAUUCCCUGAGGAUUGCUGCCAUCCUGGAUGACCCCAUGGAGUGCAGCAGAGGGGAGAGGCUCUCCAUCACCCUGGCCAAGAACCGCAUCAACCGCGCGCCCGAGCGGGCGGGCAAGGCCAGGGUGGAGGUGGACAUCUUCGAGCUGCUGAGGGACAGCGAGUACGAGACAGCUGAGACCAUGUGCCAGAUCCUCCCCAAAGGCGUGGUGGGAGUCCUGGGACCUUCCUCCAGCCCAGCCUCCAGCUCCAUCAUCAGCAACAUCUGUGGGGAGAAGGAGGUUCCUCACUUCAAAGUGGCUCCAGAGGAGUUCCUGAAGCUGCAGCUCCAGAGGUUCACCACCCUCAACCUGCACCCCAGCAACACCGACAUCAGCGUGGCCGUGGCAGGAAUCCUGAAUUUCUUUAACUGCACCACUGCCUGCCUCAUCUGUGCCAAAGCUGAAUGCCUUUUGAACCUGGAGAAGCUGCUGCGGCAGUUCCUCAUCUCCAAGGACACGCUGUCGGUGCGGAUGCUGGACGACAGCCGGGACCCCACGCCGCUCCUGAAGGAGAUCCGGGAUGACAAGACAGCCACCAUCAUCGUCCAUGCCAACGCCUCCAUGUCCCACACCAUCCUGCAGAAGGCAGCUGAACUGGGGAUGGCAUCUGCCUAUUACACCUAUAUCUUCACUAAUCUGGAGUUUUCCCUCCAGCGCCUGGACACGCUGCUGGACGACCGUGUCAACAUCCUGGGGUUCUCCAUUUUCAACCAGUCCCACGCCUUCUUCCAAGAGUUUGUGCAGAGCCUCAACCAGUCCUGGCAGGAGAAUUGUGACCACGCUCCUUUCACUGGGCCUGCACUGUCCUCAGCACUGCUGUUCGGCGCCGUGUACGCGGUGGUGACGGUAGAAUUGGAAGGUCUCACCGGCCACAUCGAAUUCAACAGCAAAGGCCAACGCUCCAACUACGCCCUGAAAAUCCUGCAGCACACCCGGGGUGGCUUCAGGCAGAUUGGCCACUGGCACGUCUCUGAAGGGCUCAGCAUGGACAACAGGAUCUUCUCCUCCAACAUCUCCGACAGCCUCUUCAACACCACCCUGAUUGUCACCACCAUCCUGGAAAACCCUUACUUAAUGCUGAAGUGGAACCACCAGGAGCUGGAAGGCAACGACCGCUACGAGGGUUUCUGCGUGGACAUGCUGAAGGAGCUGGCCGAGAUCCUGCGCUUCAACUACAAAAUCCACCUGGUGGGCGACGGCGUCUACGGCGUCCCCAAGGCCAACGGCACCUGGACAGGGAUGAAAGCCGACCUGGCCGUGGCGGGGCUGACGAUCACGGCGGAGCGCGAGAAGGUGAUCGAUUUCUCCAAGCCCUUCAUGACUCUGGGAAUCAGCAUUCUCUACAGGGUUCACAUGUUUGUGGAGGACAGGGAAGUUCAUGGGCUGACACCGUACGAGUGGUACAGCCCCCACCCCUGCUCCCAAGGUCGAUGCAACCUCCUGGUGAACCAGUACUCGCUGGGGAACUCGCUGUGGUUCCCCGUGGGGGGGUUCAUGCAGCAGGGCUCCACCAUCGCCCCCCAGGCUCUGUCCACGCGCUGCGUCAGCGGCGUCUGGUGGGCAUUCACCUUGAUCAUCAUCUCCUCCUACACGGCCAACCUGGCGGCGUUCCUGACCGUGCAGAGGAUGGACGUGCCCAUCGAGUCCGUGGAUGACCUCGCUGACCAGACCACCAUCGAGUACGGCACCAUCCACGGCGGCUCCAGCAUGACCUUCUUCCAAAACUCCCGCUACCAGACGUACCAGCGGAUGUGGAACUACAUGUACUCCAAGCAGCCCAGCGUCUUCGUGAAGAGCACGGAGGAAGGGAUCGCGCGCGUGCUGAACUCCAACUACGCCUUCCUGCUGGAGUCCACCAUGAACGAGUAUUAUCGGCAGCGCAAUUGCAACCUCACGCAGGUCGGGGGCCUUCUGGACACCAAGGGCUACGGGAUUGGCAUGCCCGUCGGCUCCGUGUUCCGUGACGAGUUCGACCUGGCCAUCCUCCAGCUGCAGGAGAACAACCGCCUGGAGAUCCUGAAGCGCAAGUGGUGGGAAGGAGGGAAGUGCCCCAAAGAGGAGGACCACAGAGCCAAAGGCUUGGGGAUGGAGAACAUUGGUGGAAUCUUCGUGGUGCUCAUCUGCGGCUUAAUCGUAGCAAUUUUUAUGGCAAUGCUGGAAUUUUUGUGGAGCCUUCGACACUCUGAACAGUCGGAGGUGUCGGUGUGCCAAGAGAUGGUGACGGAGCUGCGCAACAUCAUCCUGUGCAAGGACAGUUUCCACCCCCGUCGGAGGCGAGGGGCGGUGGUUCGGACUCGCCCCGCGGCGCCCGAGGAGCGCCGAGCCCGCAGCACCACCACGCUCAGCAACGGCAAGCUGUGCAGCGGGGGCGAGCCAGACCCCCUGGCACAAAGACUGGCACAGGAGGCUGCCCUGGUGGCCCGGGGCUGCACCCACAUCCGCGUGUGCCCCGAGUGCCGCCGCUUCCAGGGGCUGCGGGCGCGGCCGGCCGCGGGGUCGCCGGCGCGCAGCGAGGAGAGCCUGGAGUGGGACAAGGCCACCAACAGCAGUGGGCCCGAGUAGCGCCAGACCGAGGGGGCGUCGGGGUGGGGACGAGAGGGUCCUGUUCCAUUUUACAGAACACGGACUUGUACAAUGUCAACUCGUUUUUAAAUCAAUAGCAGUUACCCGGCUUCUCCAGAGCGAGGUGGAUCUUGGCGUGGACACUGAGGCCCGGCUGUGGUUUUGGUGUCCACCGCGGCCUGGUGGGGCAGGAGGGAGGUCCUCAGGCUGGUGGGUGUCCGGAGGGUGUCUCUGGGAUGGAAGGAUGCGGUGGGUGGCUGGUGUAGCAGGAAUUGCCCACCCAGGGUCAAGGAGGGGUGCCUGGAACUCUCCCCUCCAGGGUCAGAGAAAGGACGGUGGCGCUGCCUCUCCAUCACUUACUGCGGGAUGUUCUCCAAGGGAAGGGCGGGACUUUUUAUUUGCUGUGGCUCUGGGAAGGGAGGAGUCAUUAUUUUGGGGUUUUUUUGUUUAAUUUGGGUAUGUCAGGACCCAGUCUCCAAGGCACCAGGUGCUGAAUUCUUCUUCCUUUUCCGAGGGUGGCAGGUGGGUUGAAGGGGGAAGGGGAGGAUGGGAUGGGACACACUCCCUGUGAGAAGCAGCCUUUGCUGGAAGUCCAUCUGAGGAGCUGUUGAAAUUACAUAUAUAGAGAAAUAUAUCUAUACAUAGAUAUAUAUAUAAAAAUAUAUAUUAAAAUGCCAAAAAACAGCCAAUGAACACAAUGAACUCAAAGAGGCCUUGAAACGCCUGGAAUUUCAGGGGUUCUGUGUUUUUUGUUUCAUUCUGGGGUUAUUUUUUACUUUCUUUUCCUUUUCCUUUCUAUUCUUGGGAUGGGGUGGGGAGGAGCCUUUUGGGGGAGGUGAGUGGGGAGCACUGGGGGGGCUGCCCAUCCCCACCAGCCAAGGGAGGAGGUGUUGGGACCCCCAAAGUGUCCCUGGCUGUGCUCUGCACGCUCCUGAAGUGACUCUGAGCUCUGCCCCAGGCCCAGGAGUUCCCAAAUCCGUGACCCCACGGAGCACCCUCAGCUUCCAGGGUGAAUUCCAGCCACACAGCGUUUGAGAAAAACAUUAGCCCAAGAUCUCGUGUGAGGAAAAUAGUGACUUCCCUAGAAACAGCAGCAGCUCACCCUCUGCUUGGUACAGAUGUGGGGUUUACACUGGCAAAUUUAAUUUUCUGAUUGAAAAAACAAAUUCUAUGCAAUUUCUGGUCGUAAAAGGAAAGAGAUGACAAUGGAGAGGGGCAGGGGAGAUAAAGCCUUGAGUGAAGGUACAUCCUGUUCUUGAAUUGUUUUCUUUUCUUUUUGUCUUGAAUGUACUUAAAUAAAAGAUGUCCUUGUAUAA